Molecule: messenger RNA, 6832 nt
Organism: Salarias fasciatus (jewelled blenny)
Lineage: Eukaryota; Metazoa; Chordata; Actinopteri; Blenniiformes; Blenniidae
Gene: taok2b
Product: TAO kinase 2b
Exons: 17
Coding region: 554-4273 (1239 amino acids)
Biological process (GO): protein phosphorylation
Cellular component (GO): cytoplasm
Molecular function (GO): protein serine/threonine kinase activity; ATP binding
Source: RefSeq, a predicted model, not a curated record
UUUUCCUCUCGGCUCCCGCCCCGCUCCGCCAUCAUGAAGUCCUGAACAAAAACGGAUGAGAAUCGAGCAAAAUGGGGAUAACACGAACGGGACCGUGAAAUCCACCGGCGCCGCCAACGUAAUGACAGCGCGGAGCGGAGAAGGGAGCGGAGCCGCAGUUUUCCGAGCGCCGGUUCCCUGUUGAAAACGUCCCGGGCGGCUCCUCUCGUUACGUUAUUUAGCUAGCAUCGUGGCUAACAGCAGCCUGGCUCGCUGUCGGGAGACAGCUCCGCUGCUCGGUUAGCUGGCAGCCGUCUGUCAGCUAGCUGUCACUUUCACUGACGGACGCUUCACCCAUGUCGAGUCGUGCAGACGCGCUAGCGGUCCAAUUGACUGGGGGCAUCAGGAUGGAGGGGCGUUUGAGUAAAAGCAUCGACAGGCACAAUGUGGUGCGUUCGUGCUGAAUAGGACAUCAGUGCCGAGGAAAGGGGAGUGAGACCAAUAUUUUCCUGCCAGGCCAGUUAGCUAGCUCCAGAGCUAGCUACAGUGGAUCCCAAAAGCCACGGCGCUGGCCAUGCCGUCGAGUGUGCGGGCCGGGAGCCUGAAGGACCCGGAGGUGGCUGAGCUGUUCUACAGGGAGGAUCCCGAGAAGCUCUUCACGGACCUGAGGGAAAUCGGCCAUGGGAGCUUCGGAGCAGUCUACUUCGCCCAUGACAUCCGCACAAAUGAGGUGGUGGCCAUCAAGAAGAUGUCCUAUAGCGGCAAGCAGUCCAACGAGAAAUGGCAGGAUAUCAUCAAGGAAGUGAAGUUUCUCCAGAAACUUCGCCACCCCAACACUGUCGAGUACCGUGGCUGCUACCUGAGAGAGCACACAGCCUGGCUGGUGAUGGAGUAUUGCUUGGGUUCAGCUUCCGACCUCUUAGAAGUACACAAGAAGCCUCUUCAGGAAGUGGAAAUAGCUGCCAUAACCCAUGGUGCAUUACAGGGACUGGUGUAUCUUCACUCUCACAACAUGAUUCACAGGGAUGUGAAGGCAGGAAACAUCUUGCUAACAGAGCCAGGUCAGGUCAAACUAGGAGAUUUUGGCUCUGCCUCCAUUGUUGCCCCAGCCAACUCCUUCGUGGGAACACCUUACUGGAUGGCCCCUGAAGUGAUUCUAGCCAUGGACGAGGGUCAGUACGAUGGAAAGGUGGAUGUGUGGUCACUUGGCAUUACCUGCAUAGAGCUGGCGGAAAGGAAGCCUCCUCUGUUCAACAUGAAUGCUAUGAGUGCCUUAUACCACAUCGCACAGAACGAGAGCCCUGUGUUGCAGUCUAAUCACUGGUCGGAUUAUUUCCGCAAUUUUGUGGACUCCUGUUUGCAGAAGAUCGCCCAGGACAGACCUACCUCUGAUGUGCUGCUCAAGCACCAUUUCCUAUGCAGAGAGCGUCCCAUGACGGUUGUGAUGGACCUGAUCGCACGCACCAAGGAUGCUGUCCGAGAGCUGGACAACCUACAGUACCGAAAGAUGAAGAAGAUCUUAUUUCACGAGGCACACAACGGUCCCGCACCUGAAGGAGGUGAUGAAGAAGAGGAUGUGGAGCAGUAUAUGCUGCGCACCGGCACAGUUAACAGCAUGGAGAGCUCCCACUCUCUGCCCUCCAUGUCCAUCAGCGCCAGCUCCCAGAGCAGCUCGGUCAACAGCCUGGCAGACGGCUCCGACGACAGCGGGGAGAUGGCCAUGAUGCAGGAGGGAGAGCACACAGUCACCUCCAACAGCUCCGUCCUGCACAAGCCCCUGAGCCAUGACAACAUCUACGACGACCCCUAUCAGCCUGAGGUCGACUCGCAGCGAGAAGCCUCGUCUGCCGGCGGCGGCGGAGGGGGCGGAGGAGGCCGGCGGCGGCGGGGCCGUGACCAUUUUGCCACCAUUCGCACAGCGUCGCUGGUCACCCGUCAGAUCCAGGAACACGAGCAGGGCUCGGCCCUCAGAGAGCAGAUGUCCGGGUACAAGCGAAUGCGGCGGCAGCACCAGAAGCAGCUGAUGGGCCUGGAGAAUAAGCUGAAAGCGGAGAUGGACGAGCACCAGCUGAGACUGGACAAGGAGCUGGAGAACCAGAGAAACAGUUUCUCAAUGGAAGGAGAGAAACUGUCCAAAAAGCACCAGGCUAUCCUCGAGAAGGAGACUAAGGCAGUCUUGACCGAGGAGAAGAAGUUUCAGCAGCACAUACUGGGCCAGCAGAAGAAGGAGCUCACAGGCCUGCUGGAGUCCCAAAAACGACAGUACCGUCAGCGCAAAGAGCAGCUCAAAGAGGAACUGAAUGAGAACCAGUCCACACCAAAGCGGGAGAAGCAGGAAUGGCUGGUGCACCAGAAAGAGUGUCUCCAGCAGCUGCAGGCAGAGGAGGAGGCCGGGCUGCUGCGGAGGCAGAGGCAGUAUUAUGAGCUGCAGUGUCGCCAGUACAAGAGGAAGAUGCUGCUGGCGCGACACAACCUGGAGCAGGAUCUGCUGAGAGAGGAUCUGAACAAAAAGCAAACUCUGAAGGACCUGGAGUGCGCCAUGCUGCUGCGUCACCACGAGUCCACCCAGGAGCUGGAGUUCCGCCAGCUGAGUUUGGUGCAGCGCACGCGGGCCGAGCUGAUCCGCACGCAGCACCAGACGGAGCUCACCAACCAGAUGGAGUAUAACAAGAGGCGCGAGCAAGAGCUGCGCCAGAAACACGCCAUGGAGGUCCGCCAGCAGCCCAAGAGCCUGAAAGUGAGUGAGAGCACCCAGAGCGAGGGGUCUCCCGAGCAGAGCCAGGCAGCAGAGGGGCGCAGCGGCAGCUGGGGCAGUGAGGAGGGGGUGGAGGUGGAGGGGAAGGAGACGGAGUUGUAUGAAGCCGGUGAGCUCGAUGGAGCAGCGGAGGAGUUCAGUGAUCACGAAGACUCCGGGGGAAGAGUAGACGAGGCGAAAGGAGGAAGCGCCGGUGUAGCUGAUGGGAAGGGUGAGGUAGACGAGGAGGACAGAAAGCUGAAGGAAGAGGAAGAGUGGAAGAUCAGUGCAGAGGGGGCGGAUCUGAGGGAAGUUGAGGGACUGCAGUGGGCGUACGAAGACGACGACCAGAGUAAUGCCGCACACGAUCACAGUGAUGAGGAGGAAGAGGGCAGAGGCGUGGCUGAUGGUUGUCCGUCGGAGCUCAUCUUGGUCCCGCCCUCCGAAAAGAGGCGCCUGCGCGAGCUGGACGAGCUGUCCGAGUUCUACUUCCCCGACGCCUUAGAGGAACUGGAACCCGCGCCCGUCCCUCCCGCUCCCAGUUCCUCCCCUGCUCAGACGUCUCUGCCGUCACUCUUCUCUCACGCCAUCUGCCUCCUGCUCUCCCUCUCCGCCGCCGCCCAGCCCUCCAACCUCACCCUGCUGCUCCUCUCCAUCUUCCUGCUCUCGCUCCGGCGCUCCCCGCCGCUGCCCUCCGUGGCCUCGGUGCUGCUCUCCGCCGAGCUGGCGUUCCUGGCGCUCUUCUUCUCGUACCUGUUCCUCCGGUCCUGCUGCUCUCUGUCGCUCUCCACCUACCUGUCCCUCAGCCUCUGGGCAAACGGCCUCUUCAGUUUAGGACUGUCUUUCAGUUUGGGGAUUUAUUACAUCCCUGUAAUUUUGAUCUCGGCUUCCUUCCUCAGCUCUCCCUCGCUCUUCCUGUCCUUGUAUUUGCUCGUGGUGCUGGUUGUCAGGCCGGCCCGCGACUUUCUGCAGCUGGCGCCCCGCAAGCUCAACCGCCUCUGCAUGCGCAUCCUUUUCCGGCUGCCGCGCCCGCUGUUCGCCAUGUGCCAGUCCCUACUGGGCGGCGUGGCUCAGCGUAACCUGUACGAGAUGUUCCCCAAAGCAGGCCGCAACUGGGGCGCGCGCCAGUCCAGGAUCCCGGUUCUCCUGAAGAGCUUGCCCGUAGAGUGUCGGGCCCGCUGCAGAAACCCCACCCCCACGGCCAAGGCUCUGCUCUGGCUGAAGCAUUUCAGUCGACGCCCGCUCGGAGUCCUGGCAGACCUGGCCAACUCGCUGGUGCUGAAACUCGCCCAGCAGGUCGUCAUGAAGCUGCCGCACGGCGCCCGGGUUAAACUCCGAGCUCUGGGCCUCCUGAAGAAGGAGGCUCCCAGCAGGCUGCCCAUCCUGCUGCCCCGGGAGGUCCGGGAGCAGAGGCAGAGGGAGAGGCGGAGGAGGGAGAGGGAGAGGCAGCGGAGGGAGGAGCGGGAGCGGAUGUUUCGGGAGGAGGGCAGGUGGGAGUGUGGCCUGAGGAGGACUUCGUCUGGAAGGUUUGUGAGGGGUAAAGUUCGGCCUUGGAGAUAAGUGUAGGACAAAUCAAAGGAGAAUGUGGGGAACAGGAAGUGGGGGAUCCUCGUCAUCCAGCUCUCUGUUCCAUCGUCUGUGUGUCUUCACGCGUCUCGUUACGUAAUUCCAGUGGUCACAUUUCGUAGAGAUGAGCUGUUCUCCAUACACACAUCUGUACGCAUGUGUCUGUCUGUGUGUGUGUGUGUGUGUGUGUGUGCUGGCUCAAAGUUAAUGUGCACGUGUGUGCCCACGAGCCACAUACGUUCGAUCGAGUGGGACCUGUUGCUGUACCAAAUCCAGUGAAGUUUAAACAUUUCAUUAUUGUGCUUUUUGUAAAAGUUUCUUAAAGUUCUUUGGAUUUUAUUAUUUUGCUCUUAAUUUGUAAGACAAAUAUUUUUAUGGUUAUUUUUAAGACCGUUUUUUUUGUGCAAUGUUUUAUUAUUUUUAUUUUUUUUUUUUUACUCUUACAGUGGUCUUUGAUCGGCUGCACUGUUUUCUCAGUGCCGAGAACAAAUAUCAUAGUGUUGCAAAGCUUUGUGACAAUAAUAAUUUCACUCCCUGAAGUUGAAUACUGUGAAAAACAAAAGCAUAUUCAAUCAUUUCACUAUCGUUGCCCUGAACACUAUCACUGUCCGUCAUAAAAGUGCAAUAAAACAAAACAAAAAAAACUCAACUAAAUCAUCUUGGACCACUGUAAAGGGUGGAGGUGGAAUAUGGACCUGAAAUACCAAAGUCUGGGGCCGUUCAGCCAAAAUCAGCGACCAGAUCAAUCAGAAUAUGACGUUUAUGUGAACAUGUGGGAUCAUUUCACCUGCAAGCUGGUGAAACCGUCGUCCUUCCCCGUUUUUAGCCAGUUGUGCUGUUUUAUUGCGGCUUUCGCAGUAAUCUCGUGACGAUUUACCGUGUAAACAUUUCCCCUCAUGUAGGAAACGUGCCUCGUUCCAGCUGUUUGCACAAAUAUCAGCCGUCUGUCGCUAAGUGACAUAUCCUGAAGUCAAUGCGGGAACGCGAGAAAGUUCUUCGUCGUAGUUUUUAGGUUUGAUAAGAGAAAGAGAAAAGUAUUUAAUAUCUCAGUGUGAAUUAAUUUAUAUGAAGCCAUAUAAACAAUCUUUUGAGAGAAACAAUCGUAAAGAGUUUAAAAGCCUGAUAGAACUACUGAAUGUGAAAGAUGAGACAAACGGCUCGCCGUCAAAUGAAGGGAUAUCCCGCGAUAUCGAAUGCUCAUUUAAUUUUGCACUACCCAGAGGCGUUUAAAAUAGAUUCUCAAUAGGGAAGAACAGUUUGCUUUUUCUCCUCCCAGUAAAUAAAAUUUGCAUCUGAUCUUUGUCUGAAACAUCGAACCAAAAAUGUAGCAAAGAUACACGCGCAUCUCAAAAAAUUACAAUACUGUAGAAAAGUUUUUUUUUCCUCUUGCUCGCAGAACUUUACUUGAACAUAAAUGUCAUAGUUACAAAUAUUUGCUGUUUGAAGCAAACAAAAUAAAAAUGGAAACAAGGGAAGGAAGAAGACCAAUUCGGCUUGAGGGAAGGUGCAGCUCAGAUCCUCAUCAGUAAGUCUGGACCUGAACUUUGACUCAUUAAAAUUCAUGCUGGAGCAGCUUCUCACAGAAAGUUGCUCCCAAAAAGGCACAUGGUCUGUUUGAAGGAGCCGGAGAGCUCAGGGAACCUUUGAGCCCCGUCUGCUUUUACCUGCACGGCAGGUCGGCGAGCUCCCAGGCUGUGAUCUCCUUCCUCCUGCAGCUUCACAGUGGCAUCAGCCUGCAGCCAGGAUUGCUUUGCAUGCUGGGAAAUAGCAGAGUUUUGUCUGAGAGAGCUGGGCCUUCCAGGACACAGGUUUUAUGUGGAAUGCUGUCGUAACAGGACUUUUUUGAAACGUGUUUUUUCUCCUGUCUGAGUUCGGCGUCUCGCUGGUCGUGGGAACUUUAGUAUGAAGUUACUGUUGGACCAGAUGAUCCUGGAGGUUUUUGGAGAUGGUCUCUGGGUUGUUUUCAACCGUUCCAACAUUUUUCUUAGCCUGUCAUUUCUUCCACUUAUUUAUCAGUGUUAAAGUUUUCACAUCAACUAAAUGGCAGUGUUGUCUGGAGUUCAGAGAGAAAUAACAAAAUAACGUGUUUUCAGUGUUUCAUUUUUUGAGAUGCGCCUGUUUUGUAGUUGAGCAGCUUAAAUCAGACAUUUCCUCCAAAAUAUACUGAAAUAAUUUAUCAUCUAUAUAAAUACAAGUGUGUAUUUUUUUUUUGAGCCAAACGUUUUCGAGCCAAACACUCUGGAUACUAAAAAUAAAUAAAUAAAAAGAAGGAACAUUCAGGUGAAAAACUGUAAAUGAAAAGAGAUUGCAGAGAGCAGGAAAAACGCUGCCGGUGCGUCAGAGAGAGACGACAUCCGAGCUGUUUGUAAGGAAGAAAAACCAUGAGUGUGGAAACUCGCUCUUAACUGUAAAACGAUCCAGGGGGAAAUAAGAAAGUAGGACACUGUUUUCUCAGUGACCUGCAUUUAGAAAGUCUCACUUAAAAAAAAAAAGAAGGGUUUCUCCACAUACAUUGUUUUGUUUCGUCUUUUUUUGAAUGUAACUUAUUUGCCA